Drosophila albomicans is the source of this 1314-nucleotide messenger RNA. It is a transcript of the gene Trf4, whose product is annotated as TATA-box-binding protein. Gene Ontology annotation, biological process: DNA-templated transcription initiation. NCBI's taxonomy places the organism in Eukaryota, Metazoa, Arthropoda, Insecta, Diptera, Drosophilidae. Gene Ontology annotation, molecular function: RNA polymerase II general transcription initiation factor activity; DNA binding. Bases 71 to 1297 code for a protein of 408 amino acids. The record is from RefSeq and is a predicted model, not a curated record. The transcript is spliced from 2 exons.
CUUAAAUUGAUUCAGCAUAUACUCUGCUUUCACUGUCACCAAAAACAAAACUAUUUAAAUUUUAGUCGAUAUGGAAAAUCUAGAGAAUAGGUUUGUUGAUUUGCAUCUUGAUUGUGAUGCUGAAGAGAAGAAGAAGGAGACUUCUGCGGAUGUGAUUGGAUUAUGUGAUAUCUUAAAGGAUAUUCUUAGCGAGGAGAGAGAAGAAAAGAUUGGCAAGUUCAUUGAGAUCGAAGAUGAGCCAGAAUCAAAGACUGACACUCCUUGGUACGAUGAAGAGGAUUUGAAUCUGGAUCAAAUGUAUAAAGUAAAAGAUGUAAAGCAAAUCGAAUUGGAUGUCAAGCAUAUGGGAUUGGACAUUCCUAGAAAGGAAAUCAUUGGAGACUAUGUCAAAAUUGAUAAAACUGCGACCAAAGAUAUCAACAUUGCCACAAAUAUUGAACUGGCAAGGUGCGAGAGACUUUUUGCUUCUCUAGAGAUAACUGAAAUGCAAAAGAAUCUCAAGUUGAAUCCAGUUGAAAGUGCAAAUAAUCAACCUGAAUUGGAGUUUACAUGCCACAAAGAUGAUGAACCAGAGACGCCCAUAAUUCCCGAUUUUGAAAUCGAUUACGAUAACAUUUACGAGGACAUGGCCAAGGCAAGUGAGAUCGAGAAGCAACUGCAGCUGCUCUAUAGACCCUUCACCUGUGCCGUCGAUGUCAACUGUCGCUUUAGCCUCUUCGAGUUGGCCAUUCUAUUGGACAACACUCGCUACGAUCCGGCCAAUCAUCCGGCAUUAAUGAUGCGUCUUCGCAAUCCCAGCGCUGAGAUAAAAAUCUAUUCGGGUGGCAAGAUAACAUCGAUGGCUCUGACAGCCGAAUCGGCAAGAAAUGCGCUGUUGAAGGUGAUCCAAAUGAUCGAGGAAUUGGACUACAAACCGGACAUUACGAACUUCAGCAAGAAUAUUGUGCAUGCCUCGUUCUGUUUGCCCUUCAAGAUUGAUCUCGAGUUGCUCAGCGAAAUGCACAGCGAACAGGUUUCGGGAAAUCGCGAAGUGCGUCCGUUUGUUACGUACAAAAUUGAGGCAACUGCCAUGAGAUUCGCCGUCUUCCCCAAUGGCUAUGUUCUGCUGCUCCACUCGAGGCAGCACAGCGAGACACGGGCUGCGAUUGCUGCUUUUCUGCCCAUCCUGGCGCAGUUCAAGAAUGGUUAUCUAACGCCCACCGAGAAGUACGGCUCAUUGUGUGGCGAUGUCACCUUUAAGCUGCUGUGGGAGCACAAGCUGGAGGAAGACAAGGAGGGCAUUCUCUUGUAUUCUUAAUGUGAUAUAAUAAUAUA